CGACCGCGCACUCCUCACACAGCGUUAUAUAUGUUUACUUCCGGGAUAUACAAAUCCAAUUUUCUUUUAUAAUCACGACAAAAUGAGAAGAUGACACAGCGUUAUAAUUCUUUUAAUGUAUUUUUCAGUAGCAUUUAAGAAAAUGUUUAGCCACUGGAUUUUUCAUGAACUCGGCAGAAUUACAGAAGGAAGGAGAAUACAUGUCUUUAUCUACAAGGAAAUCAGUUACCAUACAUCCAUCAUCAGCCCUGUUCCAUUGUAAACCUGCAUAUGUCAUCUAUAAUGAACUUGUACAGACAACUAAAUGCUACAUGAGGGAUUUGUGUGUGGUGGAUGCAGAUUGGCUGUAUGAUACAGCACCAACAUACUUCAAAAAGAAAAAGCCUGGUGGUUGAAAUGAAAUACUGUUUAUGUGAAGUGAAUGAUAUAUUUAUUGUUAAUGUUUCUAAUAAAAACAUGAGCAAAUGA
Mercenaria mercenaria is the source of this 468-nucleotide messenger RNA. Its product is annotated as ATP-dependent RNA helicase DHX33-like. Bases 165 to 395 code for a protein of 76 amino acids. NCBI's taxonomy places the organism in Eukaryota, Metazoa, Mollusca, Bivalvia, Venerida, Veneridae. The record is from RefSeq and is a predicted model, not a curated record. The transcript has 4 exons.